AUGUAUCUGCGGCUGAUGGCGGAGAAUCAAUUGACGAAGGAGACGACAGCGAGCACGGCGGCGGUCGAGAGUGAAACGAGCGUUUGCCCCGAUAACGUCGCCGUCGAGAAAGUCCAAAACGGCUGCCAACCGCUGACGGAAGUCAACAGCAACCAGUUUGGAAGCGAUUGAAGGACGCGGAGGACGGGCCGCCGUUUCUUUGCCCGAAAUGCGGCCGCACUUA
This is a messenger RNA of Wasmannia auropunctata (little fire ant), 223 nucleotides long. RefSeq lists its product as uncharacterized. The coding region runs from base 1 to 171 and encodes 56 amino acids. Lineage: Eukaryota; Metazoa; Arthropoda; Insecta; Hymenoptera; Formicidae. The transcript has 2 exons. The record is from RefSeq and is a predicted model, not a curated record.